Molecule: messenger RNA, 3506 nt
Organism: Leptonychotes weddellii (Weddell seal)
Lineage: Eukaryota; Metazoa; Chordata; Mammalia; Carnivora; Phocidae
Source: RefSeq, a predicted model, not a curated record
AUGGUGCAGGAUCCUGAUCAGAGGAAUAAAGGGAUAGAGCGCACCGAGGCUUGGAACAUCCGAGUGAGUUGGAACUCCAGCGGCAGGGAAAAGAAAGCUGGUCCUGAGGCUUCUUAUACACCCCGUAGUGCCUGUGUCCUUUUUGCUUGUUCACAAGUAUUUAUUGGGCAAUUCUUGUGUGCCAGGCACCCUACUGGUUGCCGUACUGGUUGCCGAGGAUUUAAAGUCCAGCCCUGGGGAGCCCCUGUGGAAGUGGAGUCCUUCCUGGUCCACCCUGGUGACCUGCUGCAGCUUCGCUGUCGGCUGCGGGACGAUGUCCAGAGCAUCAACUGGCUGCGGGACGGGGUGCAGCUGGUGGAAAGCAACCGUACCCGCAUCACAGGGGAGGAGGUGGAGGUGCGGGACUCCGUGCCUGCUGACUCCGGCCUCUACGCUUGCGUGACCAGCAGCCCCUCGGGCAGCGACACCACCUACUUCUCCGUCAACGUCUCAGAUGCUCUCCCCUCCUCGGAGGACGACGAUGAUGAUGAUGACUCCUCUUCAGAGGAGAAAGAGACAGAUAACACCAAACCAAACCGUAUGCCCGUGGCUCCAUACUGGACAUCCCCAGAAAAGAUGGAAAAGAAAUUGCACGCAGUGCCAGCUGCCAAGACUGUGAAGUUCAAAUGCCCUUCCAGUGGGACUCCCAACCCCACACUGCGCUGGCUGAAAAAUGGCAAAGAAUUCAAACCUGACCACAGGAUUGGAGGCUACAAGGUCCGUUAUGCCACCUGGAGCAUCAUAAUGGAUUCCGUGGUGCCUUCGGAUAAGGGCAACUACACCUGCAUCGUGGAGAACGAAUAUGGCAGCAUUAACCACACCUACCAGCUCGACGUUGUGGAGCGGUCCCCUCACCGGCCCAUCCUGCAGGCAGGGUUGCCUGCCAACAAGACCGUGGCCCUGGGCAGCAAUGUGGAGUUCAUGUGUAAGGUGUACAGUGACCCACAGCCCCAUAUCCAGUGGCUAAAGCACAUCGAGGUGAAUGGGAGUAAGAUUGGUCCAGACAACCUGCCGUAUGUCCAGAUCUUGAAGACUGCCGGAGUUAAUACCACCGACAAAGAGAUGGAAGUGCUCCACUUAAGGAAUGUCUCCUUUGAGGACGCGGGGGAGUAUACGUGCUUGGCGGGUAACUCUAUCGGACUCUCCCAUCACUCUGCAUGGUUGACCGUUUUGGAAGCCCUGGAAGAGAGGCCAGCAGUGAUGACCUCGCCCCUGUACCUGGAGAUCAUCAUCUAUUGCACGGGGGCCUUCCUCAUUUCCUGCAUGGUGGGGUCUGUCAUCAUCUACAAGAUGAAGAGUGGUACCAAGAAGAGCGACUUCCACAGCCAGAUGGCCGUGCACAAGCUAGCCAAGAGCAUCCCUCUGCGCAGACAGGUGUCGGCGGAUUCCAGUGCAUCCAUGAACUCUGGGGUUCUGCUCGUUCGGCCCUCACGUCUCUCCUCUAGUGGAACCCCCAUGCUGGCCGGGGUCUCUGAAUACGAGCUUCCUGAAGACCCUCGCUGGGAGCUGCCUCGAGACAGGCUGGUUUUAGGCAAACCCCUGGGAGAGGGCUGCUUUGGGCAGGUGGUGUUGGCGGAGGCCAUUGGGCUGGACAAGGACAAACCCAACCGUGUGACCAAAGUGGCUGUGAAGAUGUUGAAGGCGGACGCGACAGAGAAAGACCUGUCAGACCUGAUCUCAGAAAUGGAGAUGAUGAAGAUGAUCGGGAAGCACAAGAACAUCAUCAACCUGCUGGGGGCCUGCACACAGGACGGUCCUUUGUACGUCAUCGUGGAGUACGCCUCCAAAGGCAACCUACGGGAGUACCUGCAGGCCCGGAGGCCUCCUGGGCUGGAGUACUGUUACAACCCCAGCCACAGCCCAGAGGAGCAACUCUCCUCCAAGGACCUGGUGUCCUGCGCCUAUCAGGUGGCUCGGGGCAUGGAGUAUCUCGCCUCCAAGAAGUGCAUACACCGAGACCUGGCCGCCAGGAACGUGCUGGUGACAGAGGACAACGUGAUGAAGAUCGCAGACUUCGGCCUCGCGCGGGACAUUCACCACAUCGACUACUAUAAAAAGACAACCAACGGCCGGCUGCCUGUGAAGUGGAUGGCCCCCGAGGCCUUGUUUGACCGGAUCUACACCCACCAGAGCGACGUCUGGUCUUUUGGGGUGCUCCUGUGGGAAAUCUUCACCCUGGGAGGCUCCCCAUAUCCCGGCGUGCCUGUGGAGGAGCUUUUCAAGCUGCUGAAGGAGGGUCAUCGGAUGGACAAACCCAGUAACUGCACCAAUGAGCUAUACAUGAUGAUGCGGGAUUGCUGGCAUGCAGUACCCUCUCAGAGACCUACCUUCAAGCAGCUGGUGGAAGACCUGGACCGCAUUGUGGCCUUGACCUCCAACCAGGAGUACCUGGACCUGUCCGUGCCCCUGGACCAGUACUCUCCGAGCUUUCCCGACACCCGAAGCUCAACCUGCUCCUCGGGGGAGGAUUCGGUCUUCUCUCAUGAGCCGUUGCCCGAGGAGCCCUGUCUGCCCCGACACCCAGCCCAGCUUGCCAAUGGCGGACUCAAACGACGCUGACUAGCACCCCCACCCCCCUGCCCAGACUCCAUCAUCCGCUGUGUCCCUCACCCCCCAACCCUCCCUGCGGGACUCACUGCCUGCCCCUUUGCCCCUUUCGUGCCGGCAGGAGCUAGCUGCCUACCUGAGGCCUUUACCCCACGGAGUUCACCUCUCUUCCUCCUCCUCCUCCUCACAACCUGCUUGUGUGAGAGAGGAGCAGAGAGGCAGGUACUUGCUCAUGGCCACUUCGUCCCCUCCCCCUUGUUGGACCAAGACCCCUCCCCGCCACUUGCCACUUCAGAGCAGUGCCUGGAGGGCUGGGGAGUGGGAGAUGAGCAGGCAUGCGGGCGAGAGCUGACCGAGCUUUCCUGUGUUGGUUUUGUCUGCUUCGCGGACCCCUAAGCCUGAGCUCUGGGGGCGGGGGCCUCGUCCUCAGGGCUGCAGCCGUAGCCGGGGGAGGUCGAGUGCUCUGGGCCUUGGCUGAGGGCAGCCUCUGCCCCAGAUAGAUGGUGCCAGUGGCUUAUUAAUUCCGAUACUAAUUUGCUUUGCUGACCAAAUACCUGGUACCAGAGGCUGGGGAGGCAAAGGCUGGGAGCAGAGUCGUGGCCCUGGGGCUCAGCCCCAAACUGGGGGCUUUGUACAUAGCUAUGAAGAAAACACAAAGUGUAUAAAUCUGAGUAUAUAUUUACAUGUCUUUUUAAAAGGGUCGUUACCAGAGAUUAACCCACUGGGUAAGAUGCUCCUGGUGGCUGGGAGGCAUCAGUUGCUAUAUAUUAAAAACAAAGAAAAAAGAAAAAAAAAAGGAAAAUGUUUUUAAAAAGGUCAUAUAUUUUUUGCUACUUUUGCUGUUUUAUUUUUUUAAAUUAUGUUCUAAACCUAUUUUCAGUUUAGGUCCCUCAAUAAAAAUUGCUGCUGCUUCAUUUUUA